Molecule: messenger RNA, 1137 nt
Organism: Talaromyces rugulosus
Lineage: Eukaryota; Fungi; Ascomycota; Eurotiomycetes; Eurotiales; Trichocomaceae
Exons: 2
Coding region: 1-1137 (378 amino acids)
Cellular component (GO): U2-type catalytic step 1 spliceosome; U2-type catalytic step 2 spliceosome; Prp19 complex
Molecular function (GO): pre-mRNA binding; U6 snRNA binding
Source: RefSeq, a predicted model, not a curated record
AUGCCGCCUCAGAUCAAGCAAGAUCUCAAUCGGUCGGGAUGGGAGACUACCGAUUUUCCCUCCGUCUGCGAGAACUGUCUCCCCGAGAACCCGUAUGUGCAGAUGCUCAAAGAAGACCAUGGCGCUGAAUGCAAGAUUUGCACGCGACCCUUUACGAUAUUUCGCUGGAAGUCCGAUCGCACAGCCCGGACGAAGAGAACAAACAUCUGUCUGACAUGCGCCCGGUUGAAAAACUGCUGUCAGUGCUGCAUGCUAGAUCUGUCGUUUGGCUUGCCCAUCGUCGUGCGCGAUGCCGCCUUGAAGAUGGUCGCGCCUGGCCCACAAAGCGGCAUUAACAGAGAAUACUAUGCCCAAGAACACGAAAAGGAAAUCGAAGAAGGCCGCGGCGCCGUCGAGGCGUAUGAAAAGACGGACGAAAAGGCUCGCGAGCUGCUCAAGCGACUGGCCAACAGCGAGCCAUACUAUAGAAAACCGCGCCGAAUCGAAGAACCACAAGAAGAAGAAAGCACAUCGCAACAAUCUGAACAAGCCCCGAGACGCAGCGCAUACGGCAACGGACCGGGUCCCAUCCGCACCAGCGACACUCGACGAGGAGGCCCGACUCGUGGCGGUCGAGGCGGCGGCCGUGGAGGACGUGCUUUCCCUCCUACGGCUCAACUCCCGCCGUCGGAAGAAGAUAUCAGACCGCCUGCCGACCCCAAGGUUACUUCGCUUUUUGUCACCGGUGUUGAGGACGACCUUCCGGAACACGAGGUGCGCACAUUCUUUGGCCAAUUUGGCCAGAUGCGGUCACUCGUCUGCUCGCACCGUGCCCAUUGUGCGUUUGUAAACUAUGCGACUCGCGCGUCGGCAGAAGCCGCGGCUCAGCAAUGUCAGGGCAAGGCCGUCAUCAAGGGCUGUCCUCUCCGUGUGCGAUGGGGAAAGCCCAAGCCGUUGGACAGUAUGGCCGACGAGGAACGGAAACGGAAUGCUCGCGAAGGGCGACAGGCUGCUGGUCCCAGUCGUGGAGCUCACUCUGGUCAGCGAGCCAUUGCUGCGCCAGGGCAGACAACAGAGCCCGCCGAAAAGCCAACAUAUAAAGUUGCUCCACCUCCUGGUAGCGGGGAUGUACAGUAUGCUAGUAUGUCUGGGGACUGA